CUGAAGCCAUCUACAAAAAUCAAGGGAUCACUUAUCUGUUAAAAUGGCUACUCCUGGUUUCAACAAAUUGUUGGAUUGUGCCAAGGCAAUUGAAGUUGGGGACCUGCAUCUUGCUGAUUCACUCAUCAAGGAUAUCCUGACGGACAAUGAUGACAAACUUGUCAAAUACUGUGCUGAAGCUCUAGUUCGACGAGUCUAUAAACUGUAUCCUCGAAAUCCCAGACCUUUAGUGCCUUCCUGCACUGAUUUGAGAUGCAACAUGGAUUACCAGUUUUUUCCUUUCUUCUGGUUUUCAGAAUUGACAACCCGUAACACCAUCGUGGAUGCCUUAACCGGAAAGAAAAGAGUCCAAGUUAUUGACUUUUCAUUGAUGGCUAACGGCCGGCGGUGGUGCCUUUUGCUUGAUGAUUACCUAAAGCAGUCAAGUGAUGCUAUAUCGUUCCAUUUAACUAGUAUCGGACCAAUUCUGUCCAAAAAAGGUGACUAUCUCAAUGAGAUACUUGAGAAACUCCCCAAAGAAGCUAAAAAGCUUCCUAUUGAGUUUGAGGUUAAGCAUAUGGUGGCUAGUAGCCCAGCUGAAAUGGUUGAAGCUGCUCUCAAACUCGAAAGAUCAAGUGAGGAUGAGACGAUUGUUGUCAGAUGGGAGUUUGAACUCCACAAAUUGCUUGCACUGCCAGGUGCAAUUGAGACAGUGUUGUCUAAAUUGAAAGAACUCAAACCAGAGAUCAUGAUAGUUGUCGAACAAGAAGCCAGCCUUAAUGGUCAGGAUUUCUUGGAAUGUUUCACCAAGUCAUUUCGCUAUCACUCUAUUAUUUUUGACUCGCUUGGCAAGGACAAUUUCGAACACGGCAACCAUAGCAAAGUGUUGUGGGAGAUGUACUUUAGGCGGCAGAUUAGUAACUUGGUGGCACAAGAAGGCACUGACCAGAUUGUACGACAUCAGACAUUUGCUGAGUGGCGAGACAGAUUCUGUCGUUCUGGGUUUCGUCAUGUUCGCUUACAGAACCAGUUUAAGGGAACUUUCUUUGGUCACUUGCCUGAAUACCACAUAGAAGAAAUGAAUCGCCAUCCUGUGCUAUACAGGCAUGACGACCAAUUGCUGUUCACCUCAGCUUGGAAAUCUUAUCCAACUCAGCUCAAUAGCGAGUCAUUGGACAACUGGAAUCAGGAAUCUGCAAUGGGAGAUGGAAACAUAAUGCAAAUUGAAAGUUCGAGCCUUCUAAUUUUGUCAGGGACGGUGAGCUCUUCUGCGUUUCUUGAAGACCAACCUGAUGAUGAACACAUAAUAAUGGAAGGAAAAGUCUGGUCUCCGGAGUGUAUCUCAAUUAAUCAAGUUGCUGCUUCUGCUAAGAUAUUUGACAUGCUGGAAUACAUAUGUCAUGUAAAUUAUCUGCCCCUGGCUCUCACAUGGAUGUCAGAUAGACGUAUUCUUCGCUUGGAGAAGAGUGCUUGCUAUCUGAAUGACUCGACAAUGGUCGAAUUUAUGGAGGCCUGUGGAGAACACCAUCUUGAGGAAGGGAAAGGUGUAGCUGGAAAAGCACUUCAAUCAAAUAGCAUGUACUUUGUCUCUGACAUCUCUAAGCUUGAUGUGAAAGAUUAUCCAUUUAUUUUCGAAGCAUGGGAUUUUGGUCUUCGUGGUGUUGUUGCAAUCAAGCUAGAAAGCGUCUACGUGAGCAGCAUUGAUUACGUAGUAGAAUUUUUUCUCCCUCUUGAAAUGAAAGGAAUUUCAGGGCAACGUCUUUUGAUAAAUGAAAUCACAAAUAUCUUGCAAAAGAACUCCAGGAAUUCAUGGAAAGUCUGCACUCAGGAAUUAAAUGGUUUUAAUAUUAGCUCUGAAGUUGAAGUCACGAUGGAGGAGGUUGGAACGAGUAACAUCAGACCAGCAGCUAUUUCGGACAGCCCACCGCUAGCAUUAUCAGAAAUUGGUAGUCUGAAUUCAAGUCAAAUCAGGGAACUAUGCAAUAUUUUUAUGCCGACAGGUGAUGGAGUGGAAGUGCCAGAGGCUCAUGAUCAGGAAUUUGAGGAACAAAAUUCCGUAUUUGGACCUCAAGCUUAUCAGUUCCCAGACAGUGAUGAGCUGGUAGGCAUGGACAGUUCUCAUAUCAAUACAAGCAGAACUAGCAAACGGCGACGUACAUCUGAGGUGUGGCAAUACUUUGACGAGGUUAGAGAAGAUGGAGAAGUAUGGGCUAAAUGCAGAAGUUGUAGCACUAAAUAUCGAGGGGAAAGCACAAGGGGAACUACAAAUCUGCGCAAACACCUAAGAUCAUGUCCAGGGAAGAAAUAAGAAGGAUGAAGCAGAACCAUCAUUUGCCUUCAAAACUUGAAAAGUUUAUACAUUUGAAGAAACGCAGUGUGUUUUAUACACUGGACUUUGCAUUGAAGUGGUGAUUGAUAAAUUCUAUCAAAUGUUUUUCGAAGGAAUGAAGUCAUUGCAAUAUUUGCAGCUAGUUAAGUACUGAGAUUUCCUGAUAGUGAAGUUGCCCUUCGAUUCCUUGCCUCCUUGUAUUGUUUUUGCUAGACUAUGUGACUCUUUGAUAUCUAUCUAAUAACCCUUUUUAUCA
Populus trichocarpa (black cottonwood) is the source of this 2564-nucleotide messenger RNA. RefSeq lists its product as uncharacterized. Gene Ontology annotation, biological process: regulation of DNA-templated transcription; negative regulation of seed germination; regulation of reactive oxygen species metabolic process. The record is from RefSeq and is a predicted model, not a curated record. Lineage: Eukaryota; Viridiplantae; Streptophyta; Magnoliopsida; Malpighiales; Salicaceae. Bases 44 to 2287 code for a protein of 747 amino acids. Gene Ontology annotation, molecular function: DNA-binding transcription factor activity; sequence-specific DNA binding. Gene Ontology annotation, cellular component: nucleus. The transcript has 4 exons.